AUGUCAGGAGCAAUUGGACUGAGUCACCAGGGCUGCCAGCUCGAGAGCAUCAUGCGCAGCGUGGAGGGUGUGGAGCGCAAGACGCGCAUCUUCUGCACGCUGGGGCCGGCCUGCUGGUCCGAGGGAGGACUGGCGGAGCUCAUUGACGCUGGCAUGAACGUCGCGCGCUUCAACUUUUCGCACGGAGACCAAGCGAGCCACACGGAGGCGCUCAACCGACUGCGGGCUGCGUUGGCCACACGCCCCUACAAGAACGUGGCCACGAUGCUGGACACCAAAGGGCCAGAGAUCCGCACGGGGUUCCUGGCCAACAAGGACAAAGUCACGAUCGAGAAGGGCUCGACACUGGAGCUCACGACCGACUACGACUUCCUCGGCGACGAGACCAAGAUCGCCUGUUCGUACCCAGAGCUGCCCCAGUCCGUCAAAGUCGGCGGCUCCAUUCUCGUUGCUGAUGGUGCACUUGUGCUGACUGUCACGGCUAUCAAAGAGAACAAUGUCGUGACUCGGGCGGACAACACGGCGACGCUGGGCGAGCGCAAGAACAUGAACUUACCUGGCUGCAAAGUCAUGCUUCCGACGCUGACCGAGAAAGACGAGGACGACCUCGUGAACUUUGGUCUCGUGCACGGCGUGGACUACAUUGCUGCGUCGUUUGUGCGCACGGGCCAAGACAUUGACAACAUUCGCAAGGUGCUUGGUCGUCGCGGCCGGAGCAUCAAGAUCAUCGCGAAGAUUGAAAGCCAGGAAGGGCUUGAGAACUUUGACGAGAUCUUGGCCAAGGCGGACGGUAUCAUGGUCGCGCGUGGGGACUUGGGCAUGGAGAUCCCGCCGGAAAAGGUGUUUCUCGCCCAGAAGAUGAUCAUUCGGAAGGCCAAUAUUGCUGGCAAACCCGUUGUGACGGCCACGCAGAUGCUCGAGUCCAUGAUCAAAGCUCCACGACCGACCCGUGCCGAGUGCACGGAUGUCGCGAACGCUGUGCUCGAUGGCACGGACGCGGUGAUGUUGUCAGGGGAGACUGCAAACGGCGAUUACCCCACUGGAGCCGUGACGAUGAUGUCGAAGAUCUGCGUGCAAGCAGAAGGUGCGAUCCACUACAACGAGCUGUACCAGGCUCUUCACGACUCGGUGCUCGAUACGUACGGCCAAAUGAGCACACAAGAGGCCAUCACGUCGUCGGCUGUGAAGACAGCGAUCGACAUCAAGGCCAAGAUGAUCGUCGUGCUCACCGAGUCGGGGAACACGGCGCGUCUCGUGUCCAAGUUUCGUCCAUCAAUGCCCGUCUUGGUGCUUACAGCACUCGGUGCAACGGCCCGUCAAGCUGAGGGCUUCAACAAGGGCGUCACCGCGCGUUGCAUGGGCUCCAUGAUUGGCACAGACUCGAUCUUGUACCGUGCAACAGACCUGGGUAAGCAAUUUGGCUGGGUAGAGCCUGGCGAUAACGUCGUGGCUCUUCACGGUAUGGUAGAGGCCCGCUCAGGCUCAACCAAUAUGCUCAAGGUGCUGACGGUGGAGUAG
Hyaloperonospora brassicae is the source of this 1518-nucleotide messenger RNA. NCBI's taxonomy places the organism in Eukaryota, Oomycota, Peronosporomycetes, Peronosporales, Peronosporaceae. The record is from the annotation of a GenBank genome assembly.